AUGUCUGCCGCCCUUCACCGACCACCAGCUGCCACCCACGUCCCAGCGCCUUUGAAAUCGCAACAGCCGUCAACUGUACGAACAGCGGCAGCCUCGGUGCCAGCGCAACUAAAUCGUUCGGCCAGCGAGAAUAGCAGCAGACCGGAAUCAGACACCAUGGCGCCGACAGUGAAUCGUAAGAAACAAAAGAGGCGCCAGAAGCAGGCCGCUAAACUCGCCGCUGAGCAACAAGACCACAGUGCCGACAACUCAACGAAUCCAUCAGAUCAGAUGCACUACAGCAACAAGGAUCAGUCCGAUGCUGACGAUGGGGACGUCUAUGAUCAAGACGAUAUUGACGAUGAUGAGGACAUUGACCACGGCAGAGAAAACGAUUCCGGGCCUAUGGCCAAUGGAAACGGAACGACAAAGACCUCCAAAUCGAAAAAGAAGAAAAAGUCCAAGACUCCACCCGCUUCUCAGAAAAUGGCUGAGGAAAGUUCGACAUCUCUUUCGGCACCCUCUGCAACAGCAGGUCGAUCACAGCCCCCGCUACAAUCCUUGCCGAGUAGUCAAACAGUCAAAAAGCCCAAAGACCGCAUAUGGAAUACGUCCACUCAAGAGGAGCGUGAGAACAUCAAGAAAUUCUGGCUUGAGCUUGGCGAAGACGAACGCAGGGCCCUGGUCAAGGUAGAAAAGGAUGCUGUGCUGAAGAAAAUGAAGGAGCAACAAAAACAUUCGUGUAGCUGCACUGUUUGUGGGCGAAAGCGGACGGCAAUAGAAGAAGAGCUGGAGGUACUGUACGAUGCAUACUAUGAGGAACUCGAACAGUACGCCAACAACAAUCAGGGUGCUUUUGAAAAUGGCGCCCCCAUCGUCCCUCCGCCACGACUAUACCACCGCAAUCUUCAUGCCCUCAACCGUCAUGCGCACAGGCAUUCGCAUGCGCACCACUCGCACUCCCAUUCGCAUUCCCACUCCCACUCGCACGUCCAUGACCACCAUGAUCACCACGAUCAUUACCAUGAUCAUCACCAUGACCACCACGAUCAUUACCACGAUCACGACCACGACCACGACCAUGACCACGAUCACGAUCACGACCAUCAUCAUGACCAUGACCAUCAUCACCAUCAUCACUCUCAUCAUGGCCGAGUACAUGAGAUACCUGAAGACGAAGACGACUUGGAAGAUGAUUAUGAUGAAGAGGACGAUGACGAAGAGCCGUACAGCGAUGAUGAACUGGACGAUGACAGUCACGGUGAGCGAGCGGAUUUUUUUGCCUUCGGGAAUAGUCUCACCGUAAAAGACGGCAUUUUGACUGUCGCCGAUGACCUCCUCAAGAACGAUGGGAAACAUUUCAUAGACAUGAUGGAACAAUUAGCCGAGCGUCGAAUGCAGCGCGAGGAAGACACACAAUAUGGAAUGGUAGCCGCACAUCAAUCUUACCACGCAGGACAUAAUCACGGACCCUUAGAUGAAGACGACUAUGAUGACGAGGAAGAGGACGAUUAUGAUAGUCAGGAGGAGGAAGACUAUGAGGAUGACGAAAUGGAUACGAUGACCGAGGAACAACGCAUGGAAGAAGGACGGCGAAUGUUUCAAAUAUUUGCUGCUCGAAUGUUCGAACAGCGAGUGCUAACAGCGUAUCGAGAAAAAGUCGCCCAGCAACGGCAGGAAUUGCUACUCCAGGAACUGAUGGAGGAGCAAACACUAAAUGAACAGCGAUCAGCAAAGAAAGCUCGCGAGGCGCAAAAGAAGAAGGAUAGGAAGAAGCAACAGAAACAGGCUCGAGAGGAGGAGAAAGCUCGAAAGGAAGCCGAGAAAGCUGCCGAAGAAGCUGCAGCUCGUGCCAUGGAAGCAAAGAAAUUGGAGGAACAGAAGCGGAAGAAAGAAGAGUUGCGAAAGAAGAAAGAGGCUGAGAAGAAGGCCCAAGAAGAAGAGCGUUUGCGCAAGGAAGCCGAAAAACAGAAACGCCUCCAGGAAGAGCGUGAACGUCAAGCUGAGAUUGAGCGCAAACAAAGGGAGCAGAAGGAACGGGAACGAAAGAAGCGUGAGGAUGCUAAGAGGAAAGAAGUAGAAGAACGUGAAGCAAAGGAGAAGAGAUUGAGAGAUAAAAAGGCCAAAGAGGAACAGGAUCGCAAACUGCGUGAGGAGCAGGCUGCUCGCAUCAUAGAACCAUCUGGCAAACAGCGCAGUGAAUCACAAUCUUCGUCACAGGCAGCCGUGGCUGGCCCAAAGCGAGCAUCACAACCUACUUCUGGCGCUGGAUUUGUCCCACCUGGAUUUCAAAGUCCCCAAGUUGCGCCCGUUGCCGGUUCCCCUCACUUUCAAGUCGCGACACCUAUCAUCCACAAAGCUUCGACUCCUGCUCGUCCUCGUCAGCCAUCGCAGCAAGGAUCACACGCAUCCUCUCCACGUUCUCAAGCCACAAGCGGUCCUGAACUCCUUUCCUCGAUUUCACCACAGAGCUUGCCUUUGUCGCAGCCGUCGAGCACCCCUCUCAGUUCAUCAGGCAAACUCGGCAUCUCACAACAACAACAACAACAACAACAACAACAACAACAACAACCUCCUAUCCUACACCAUCCUCAGCCUUCAGCACCACUUUCACCAAUGAGUAGCGCUGGUAGAUCCCAUCCUCCAGGCUAUCCACCUGUCAAUGGUCUGUCAGCACAUCCUCCUCCUGGAAUGCCUGGAAUAGCGACGCGACCUAUGGGCGAGAACAUGGCAAUGUAUCCCCCUCAUUCUGGGCCUAUUGGUAGCCAGUAUAGAGGCUUUCCUGCACCAAAUGGAGUGCUUCUACCUCCAGGAAUCGGUGGUACUCGUCCAAUGCCAAUUCCCAAUCGCGGGUUCCCUCCUCUAGACCCAAGCCAUAAUAUGGCGUUCAGUGGUCAAGCACCUGGCUCUGGAGUGAUGGCGACCGUUCAACCGACUGGCAGACCUAUUGCUCACUCUCGUCAAGCCUCUGGAUCGUUCGAUAGACCACCUGUCGAUGGCCAGCCCAUGAAUGCCCCGAUCUCGCGCCCAACACCGAUCAAACGGCCUUCGAGCCCUCACAAAGGAGAUGGAAGAACAAACGAGACAGAUAUGGAUGAUUUGAGUGCUCAGUUGGGUAGUAGCGCAUUGCUUGAUAAUUCGGAUAUGCCGUUUUCUACGAAUUUGUCGCAGUCUCUACCAGGGGCUCCAGUUCCUGGUGGAUUUGGACUGUCUCGUGCAAGCUUCGGCGCGCCACCGUUUCCCGACCCAUUAAGCCCUGCAAAACAUCCUAGUUUUUCUGGACAGGGAAACAGCUCCUGGGCAACUCAUAGUCCAUUUGGCGUGCCGUUUCCAACUUCGUGGAACGCAGCAGCUGGACCCUCUUGGCCUAAUCGACCUUUCGGCACCGCUGGCCCUCAUCGUACUCAUGCAUCUCGACCUGUGGCAAUUCGGCUUUCAGUCAUCCAGGCGAUCAAGCACCUAAGCUCAAGCAGUCCCUCGGAGUUCGCCCCUGGAUUCUAUGAAGUUAAUCGUCUUCUCGAUCAAGUCGAACAAUUGAAGUCUCCCAAUGAUCCAGCCAUCACACUGAACGAAAUGAUGGACAUUUGUGAUACAGAAGGUAGCUCACAGAACGGAGGCGGAUCGUUCACCGUCAAAGAAGAUGAGACCGGAAACCGUUAUGUAAAGUUCGAACCAGACAGCACCAGCCCUCUAUCCAGCCAUCGUGGUAGCUUUGUGCCGGGGGAUAUUGGAAGUCCCGUCCCUGCUAGCAGCAUGCCAGCACCUUUUGGUGCACCCGGUGUCCGUCAAUACUCAUCUCCAACGACUUUCUAG
Molecule: messenger RNA, 3792 nt
Organism: Talaromyces marneffei
Lineage: Eukaryota; Fungi; Ascomycota; Eurotiomycetes; Eurotiales; Trichocomaceae
Exons: 5
Coding region: 1-3792 (1263 amino acids)
Source: RefSeq, a predicted model, not a curated record